Anguilla rostrata (American eel) is the source of this 2687-nucleotide messenger RNA. RefSeq names its product VPS33B late endosome and lysosome associated (gene vps33b). The transcript is spliced from 23 exons. Lineage: Eukaryota; Metazoa; Chordata; Actinopteri; Anguilliformes; Anguillidae. Gene Ontology annotation, cellular component: lysosome; CORVET complex. Bases 752 to 2605 code for a protein of 617 amino acids. The record is from RefSeq and is a predicted model, not a curated record. Gene Ontology annotation, biological process: intracellular protein transport; vesicle-mediated transport.
GAUUUGACUACAGCCUUCAUUGAACCGGAUGUAUCCUGUUACUUGUCCGGAAGAAACAAGCAUUGCAGCAACUUUGCUUCCGCAUCCAAAGGAACGACAAGGCGUCAGCAGAGAACAGUUCUCUGAGCGUUAGAGAUGAGCUCCGAAAUGACAAUGUUAGCCAGAUAGCUUACUACUUUGAUUUAGUCGGCUGCGCGUAUUCCUGCAUGUCACCUAUUAGCAUUAACUUAGCGGUUCUAUUGCAGUUGCUAUGCAUUUAGUCCAAUAAUUGGUUGGUGACAAUUAAAGGCAAUUAACAUGUGCUGUGCAGUGUAUUGCUGCUUGUUAGCUCGAUCAUGCGAAGCUUUAUGUUAUAGCUAAUGUUGUGAGCAACAUUAACGUUUGGCAUCUAAGUUGUCGCUCACACUAGUUGUCUAACGUUUGACUCAUUUUAUUUUGGUAGAUACAUUUGUUUUGAAAUGUUCGCCCCAGGUCGUUUGAAAUUGUUUAGCUUGUAUAUGGCAUAGUAUCAACGACAGAAGCUUGUGGUACAGCUAUUUAGCUGUAAGUUAAAUUAGGACCUUUGAAUACUAAAAGUAAAUGCUGGAGGUUGAAAUAGAUUCAUUUGUUGCUAGUUUUUUAAACGUUUAUAACUGAUUGGGUCAUACCGCCAAUAUUUGACAGCGCUAGUACGAUAGGAAGAGGGUUUGCAAGUAACGUAGCUGUGUCAGUCAGCUGUUCCCGCACGCUGUACUGUCGCCCAUCUGUCCCUAUGGCACACAGCAGCAGACGAGAUGCCCCCGAGCCACCUGAUUUUUCUCUUCUCAAGAGACUGGCAAAGGACCAGCUCAUCUAUCUCCUGGAACAGCUCCCUGGGAGGAAGGAUCUGUUUAUUGAGGCAGAUUUAAUGAGUCCUCUGGAUCGCAUUGCUAAUGUCACUGCUCUCAAGCAACAUGAAGUGGACAAACUGUAUAAAGUGGAACACAAACCAAUUGUCAGCAUGUGUGAUCAACUGUGCUUUCUGAUUCGGCCCCGAAUACAAACUGUGAAGUGGGUUGCUGAUAUUGUCAAUGCGGACAAGGCAGCCGGGAAAUUCAGGAGAUAUAAGAUCAUAUUUAGUCCACGGAAGUUCUACGUAUGUGAGGCGAUUUUGGAGGAGCAGGGCGUCUAUGGUGAUGUGAGCACUGAUGAAUGGGAUUUCUACCUUCUGCCUCUGGAUGAUGACAUCAUUAGCCUUGAGCUUCCUGAAUUCUUCAGAGAUACUUUUCUGGAGGGUGACCAACGCUGGAUGACGACAGCAGGCAGUGCACUUCACCUCCUGCAUUCUCUCUAUGGUCCUUUCUCAAAGGCUUAUGGGAUUGGCCGUUCGGCUAAGAUGACAUAUGCACUGUGGAGGGAGCUAGUGGAGGAGGGAGAGCAGAGAGCUCGAAAACCUGAUAUUGGGACUGUCUUUCUCAUUGAUCGAGAUGUUGAUUUUGUCACUCCACUCUGCUCUCAAGUUGUUUACGAAGGCCUAGUGGAUGAUAUCUUCAGGAUUAAGUGUGGAAGUGCGGAGUUUGGUCCUGAUGUCACAUCCUCUGACAAGAGUGUGAAGGUGAUGCUAAACUCUCAAGACAAGGUAUUCAAUGAGAUCAGGAAUGAGCAUUUCUCUAAUGUCUUUGGCUUCUUGAGUCAGAAGGCCAGGAACCUGCAGACUGCAUAUGAUAAGCGGAAAGGGAUGGACAUCAAACAGAUGAAAACUUUUGUCUCAGAAGAACUGAAAGGGUUAAAACAAGAGCAUCGCCUGCUCAGCCUGCAUAUUGGUGCAAGUGAGUCAAUGAUGAAGAAGAAAACAAAACAAGACUUUCAGGAGCUUUUAAAGACAGAGCACUCUUUGCUGGAGGGUUUUGAAAUUCGAGAGUGCAUUGCCUACGUAGAGGAACACAUAAACAGACAGGUCUCAAUGAUUGAUAGUCUUCGACUUCUCUGCUUGUUGUCUCUCACAGAAAAUGGACUUCUUCCAAAAGAUUAUCGGUCUCUGAAAGCUCAGUACCUUCAGAGUUACGGUAUUGAGCACCUAUUAACGUUUGCCAACCUGCGGCAGCUGGGGCUGCUGGUGGAGCAGCAGCCAGGGGAGACGCUCACUGUCAUGGAAAGCAAAGUGGGCAAACUGGUCAAUGACAAGACUGCAGGAAAGUUGACUGAUGCCUUCUCAUCACUGGCAAAGAAAAGCAAUUUCCGAGCGCUGAGCAAGAGGCUUGCCCUAGUCCCAAAGUCAGGGGAGGAGUAUGACCUCCGUAUCCCCAGAGACAUGGCCUACAUCUUCAGUGGAGCCUAUAUCCCCCUCAGCUGCAGACUAAUAGAGCAGGUCUUAGAGCGGGAUGGCUGGACUGGGUUGGAGGAAGUUACACGCAUGCUCAAUGGCAAUGAGUUUGCAGUGACAGCGGGCAACAGUGGAAGCGAAAGCAGGCUCAAGACCGACGCCCAGCGCAUUAUCCUUGUGAUGUUCCUUGGAGGCUGCAGCUAUUCCGAAAUCUCAGCACUACGUUUUCUGGGCAGAGAAAGGGGGUUUAAAUUUAUUGUGGUAACAACUGCCAUUUUAAACAGUGCCAGAAUGCUGGAAGCUAUGUUGGACAGCCAUGUGUGAAUCCUAAUUCCUUCCUCAAAGGCCAGUAGGAAGAUCCAGGUACAAGACUGUCUUCCAUCAACAAGCUGUAAAACCACAAAGA